AUGAGUGUUUAAUUAAGUAUUUUGAUUAAUUUUUAUAAGAAAAAAUGUCAGAUGAUGAACGUUUGUCUCUCCAUUCUUACGAUCCAAUUUAGGAUGGGAAUGAUGAUAUCGAUGAGUUUUACAAGGAAUUAAGUUUGCAAUUUUAUGGGGAGGAGAAAAAAAAGAAGGUGUCACUUUUGAUGUCAGGUUCAACUUAAGUAACAAUCAUAUUUAAUGUUGUAGGAGACCAAUAAGCCUAGUAGAGACACACUACCUGAUGUCAAGAGGGGUUUCUAAUUUGUAAAGUAAUCCUCGAGUCGACCGGGUAGUCCAAAAUGUGGACGUAAUCAAGUGCAAAGGAAAUCUCCAAAUCAAAAGUUGUAGAGUAGUCCCACAACUAUAAAGAUGAUUCAAACAAAGAAACUAAUUUAAUUGCUUCAGUCCCCUUACAAUAAGAAAAAUAAGCAAUAACAAACUUUUUUGAAGAAAUAGAUUGACAUGAUCAAAAAGAUUCAGGUAUAAGAAUUAAAGGAACAUUAUUAUAAGUGAG
Messenger RNA from Paramecium octaurelia, 529 nucleotides. The record is from the annotation of a GenBank genome assembly. NCBI's taxonomy places the organism in Eukaryota, Ciliophora, Oligohymenophorea, Peniculida, Parameciidae.